CAACGUAGCAGCGGCAGUUUCAGCAAGUUUAGGGUCGUUCACACUCUUAAUAAAUAGCACCUUCAUUUCUAGACUUAUGCAAUUGAAGACUGAGGUCGGUCACAAGCGGCAGUUUCACUCGAAGAGCAUCAACAGGAAACUUAAUUUGUUCAGGAGGCAGCAGCUUCAUUUGAUCUAAGACCAAAAAACUUUGGUCAGACGAUCAUUUGAAGAUGAAGAAUUUAUAAUCUUGGUCAUAAGGAAGCCACUAUAGAGGAUUAAUGGUGGACAUCAAAAUGAUCAUCCUGUUCCGAGCAGGAAUAUAAUAUUAUUCACUAAAGUAGCUUCUUUAUACUGCAUAAAAUCUUAUGUGUUGUGCUUUGUCUGCUAAAAUUUCCAUCUUUUUUAAGUUUCUCCUUUCGGUUUAUUGAUUCCAAAAAAAUUAGUUGAAGAAGCCAACCGGGUGGUUCCACAAGAUCUAUAGGCAAAUUCCAGUGUUCUGAUCACCAUGAUUAUAAAAUUGAUCUCAUCAGCAACAUCCUUCGGGGUACCGUUGCCCUUUUGUAGUGGAACAAAUAAUCUUAAUUUCAGUCCGGCUGCUGGUCCGGAGAAGAAGAAACAUAAACAAGCCUGCAGCUUUAAGUUCAACUUUGGAAUAUCGUCACUAUCAGAAAAAAAGAAGAAUAAGAAGGAGAUCGUAAGAGCUUCACCGCCCACGGAGAUCAUCAGUCAACUGCUUGUUCCCAUCAUUAACACGGUGUCUACAGCCACCGAGGAGAAAUGGGAACUUGAUAAUGGGCAACCAGGGAUUGUUGAGCCAUCUAGUGGAAGAUUGUUACAGGGUGGACUUGUUUUCCAGCAAAACUUUACAAUCAGAUCAUUUGAGAUAGGAAGUGAUUUCAGAUUAUCCAUUGAAACCUUGAUGAAUUAUUUACAGGAAACAUCACUCAACCAUCUCAAGAGUGCAGGAAUACUGGCUGAUGGUUUUGGCUCAACCUUAGCGAUGACUGCAAAGGACCUCAUAUGGGUGGUUUGCUGGUCGCACGUGGAGGUCGAUUACUAUCCUUCAUGGGGUGAUGUUGUUCAAGUAGAUGCUUGGAUGUAUAGGUCAGGAAGGAAUGGCAUCCGCCGAGACUGGCUUAUCCAAGACUUGAAGACAGGCAAAACUCUUAUACGGGCAACAAGUCUAUUUGCGAUGAUGAAUAAGAAAACAAGGAAAUUUGCUAAGGCGAGCGAGGAAGUGAUAGGAGAAAUGAAACCUUUUCUUAUGCAUUGUGACCCUCUCAUCAACAAGGACACCAGAAAACUUCUGCAGGUUGAAACUGAUACAGCAGAUUACAUUCGCACAGGUUUAAACCCUGGAUGGACGGACGUGGAUGUUAACCAACAUGUGAAUCAUAUCAAACUGGUUAACUAUGUUCUGGAGGGUGUUCCUCCUUCAAUUGUGGAGAGUCAUGAGCUUUGCGCAAUGACAUUGGAGUAUCGGAAAGAGUGCAGUUUGGAUAGUGUACUGCAAUCUCUUUCCAAACUCAAUAGAAAUCAGUUGAUCUAUGAUCAAGAAAUUGAGUUCGAACAUUCGCUUAGCCUUGAGUGUAGACUUGAAAUCGUAAGGGGAAGGUCCAGGUGGAGAAAAAAGUUGUGUCAUUAAUACAUAAAAUUUCUAAAUACAACAAUUGUACUCAUCAAUACAUAAAUUUAUGUUGUAUGCAUAUAUAUGCAUAAUUAC
This is a messenger RNA of Pistacia vera, 1705 nucleotides long. RefSeq names its product palmitoyl-acyl carrier protein thioesterase, chloroplastic-like. NCBI's taxonomy places the organism in Eukaryota, Viridiplantae, Streptophyta, Magnoliopsida, Sapindales, Anacardiaceae. The coding region runs from base 488 to 1627 and encodes 379 amino acids. Gene Ontology annotation, biological process: fatty acid biosynthetic process. Gene Ontology annotation, molecular function: fatty acyl-[ACP] hydrolase activity; acyl carrier activity. The transcript is spliced from 6 exons. The record is from RefSeq and is a predicted model, not a curated record.